ACGCCCUGGCCAUGGCUUAACUUGAUAGUAAAACAAUAAGGAUUAGGAUGCACGAAAAAGAAAAACAACUAGAUGAACAAUAGCAAUACCGGACUCAAAUAUGAGAUGGACUGAGCGAUUCAAACCCAAGCGAUUCAAAAAUUUUUUUUCAACUAAAACGCAUCCCAUCAACUGCCCCCAAAAUGUCCCCGGAUUCGGCGUCGCGCGGAGCAGUUUCAGGUAGUGGCGGAGAUGUCGGCACCGGGUUAUGGAAGUAAAAUAUGUGGGCCGACGUCAACUUGAGCUUUCUACAUCGGCUGUUCUUGGAGGUCAUUUUUUUCCUCCAAAUACAGAUACGCAGCUGCCUUCUGCGAAGUGAAUCUUCGUCGUGUGUCUGGAAAGGUAAGGCGGCAGCAGAAAUCGCUUCCGUAUUUGGGGCGCUCCCGACUCUUCAACAAAAAGGGGGUCACCUGCGUGGUGUGGUUUUUGCUGCUUUUUGUAAUCACCCAAACGACGCGCAAAAGACUACGAAAGAGGCCAACGUGGCCGGUCUCAACUUGAGGCAGCUACUUGCCAUUUUAUAAAGGCUGCAAAGCAGGGGACGAAGUCAGCGCGUGCGCAUGAAGCCAUGAAAUGAGCGGAAAAACAAGACGCAACAAUGCCGCCAAGUUGGGUACCGGGAAAAACGCGCGUCAGCCAUGUGAAGGGCAACCCAGGGCCCAUUCCAAAACCCAAGCGGGCCGACCGCCGGGCUUGGCGGCUUCUGGUGCGCCGUGGUGGGAAUGCCUUUGGGCCUGCCCACGUAAAGGUUGUAAACCUGCGGCAGCCUCGACCAGGUCCACGGAGGCCGCGCGGGCUACUAUGCCAACAAAAAAAGCAACAAACGCAGCGCACAGGUGCAUUGUUUCCUCGGUGUAGCUGCAAAGACGGGCGGGCCAAGGCGCCGAGGGUUUGGGGCGCAGGCGCCCCACGGAUGCUAUGGCACUGGGGGGCCUGGCCCCUUGGCAAGUCCGCCAGCGGGCCAAUGCCGUGGGCUACUUGGUGGACUGACGUCGCCGGGGCGCGGGUACCAGCUUCGCGACAGGGGCGGCUUUGGGGGGAGUCGCGAGGGCGGUUGGGUGUUGUUGUGGGCCCCGUCUGGCACGAGAAAGGGCGCCGGCGGAGCCAGUCGCGCAGCGAGAGGCUUCCUGGGGGCAGGCGUUCCCGGAGCUGAUGGCGGGGCUUUGCAAGCCUUGUAGCGGCGCUCGGAAGGGGCGUGGCGGGCAUGGUGCCGAAGGUGCGGAGGUCACUAUUGUGAAAGCGGGCGCCAUAGCGUCGCGAUUCGUGAUUUUCCAUUGUUCUUGAGCAUACCGCCGCGCUUGGCCGAUUUCGGCUCCAAAAGGGGGUCAAUCCGGGACCUCCUUUUUGGCCUCCCCCGAGAGCCGGAACCACGACGGUAUGCUGGAUCUCGAUAGAGGUCCUUUUUGGAGGGUUUCGGCGAUUCAAAAGGACCUCAUUUGAAUCGCGACAUUGCAAAACCGUUGCAUUUGUAUUUCCCCGACUACAAUCCAUUCAAAAAAAGGCGCGAUCUGUUCUUUUUUUCCAGGUUUGUGACGGAUACGCGGCGGCACUCGGCUGAUACACGGCGCCACAGCUCAAGAAAUAAAGGCUGCGCCCCACCCUGUUGUCCGAAAAGAUUUGGCGGCCAGAAGAAAAGGGCCACGAACCAAAGGGCCGCCAACCAGUGGCGAGAGUCUUCUAUUGGUGGGGAGAAGUGCAAAUGCUGCCCGACCGAUCACAGGCACCCACAGAAGAGGCGCCGAGGCUGCCGUGGUGUGGGCCACGGCGGAGAUAUAUCGCGCCGCAAGCCCGGCUCGGGCGGCAUGUAGUUCAGCAGCGCACCCGUAAAGGUGCCAAAGCCCCGCAGUGCCGACACGGGGCCCCAGGAUAGCCUGGCGGCGCAGGCGUCCUAUGCUUUUUUUCGAUGGCACUGCGCCAGGGUUGGCACUGCGGCCGCGGCGCGCCGUGUUUUUCCCUCUCCCGGUGACAAGGCUCAUAGCCCACACUAGAAUCGGCUACGCCACCUUCUUUCGCAAGGCGUUUUGCCGAACUUUUGUGUCCCACAAAACAGAAAAGCAGAUGGCGAAAAUGGCGCCGCAUUAUUUCGGGGCUGGGGCCCCCACUACACAACGGCGGGCAUGUUUUUCGUCCCGCGGCUUUUGGCCCCUUCUUCCUUGUUGUAUGUGCGCGAGAAAAACCGCGCAAGAGACAGCGCAACGUCGCUGAUGGCAGAAUAAUGGGCCGUGCGUUGGCGCCAAUCUGGCUAGUUCCAGUAGGACCCGGCUCUGCUUUUUUAGGCGCAUAGCUCGUCGGCUCUCCGCCGCCACUCACGCGAAGCCGCUGCGUUUGGCACCGAUCGCGGCCACGCCUUGGGGCCAAAUAGUGGCAGGCUUGGGCUUCGAGGGUAUCCGCUGUGUGGCCUCCUCUGCUGCCCCUUGCUGCGAAUUCUUCACGCUUAUGAAUGCAGACACUCGCCUUUUUCCCGGUUUUGCUGCGUUCACGUACGCCUAAAUAACGAAGUCAAGUUGAGAUCGACCUAGCUUGUUCGUUUGAUACUCUUCUGGGCGACGUUUCGGCGAACGCAAAAAACACCCAGAACACAGCCCAUCCGUGCUGCUGUUCUUUUCAAGAAUCAGGAAAAGCUUGGAACAUGAAAAAAAAUUUUUGAAUCCGUUGAUUUUGAAUCGCUCAGUCCAUCUCAUAUCAAAGAUGCGCAUUCUUGCAAAGCGAAAGGCUGCAACUUCAUUAAGAAAAAAACACCAGAGCUGCAAGUUCGAAGAUGCAGGCUUAAUUGACCCCUCGGGUCAAGGAGCUGAAAAAGAAUCGCCCGAGACUCUGGAAGCAAGGGCAAAGCUCGUAGCCGGUUCGGAGAGUCACGAGUUCGGAGGUGAAAAUGCGGAGCAGGAGCUGAUUCCGCCCCGAGACGCACCGGCAUCCGCGUCACCCGAUCUAUGAAAAAACAAGGGAACAAGGAAGUCGUUCUCUUGGUGGUUUGUAGGUUAUUCCUCAAUGCUUUUGGUCAAAGACGGUCUAAAGGAACGAUGUUAAAGAGGCUUUCAACCAACUUCGAAGAUGACCGUCUGCCCUGCUGGCUGGCUCUUCGCGUCCUCGAGAUCCCUCCUCGUCAAAGCCAAAAGUUAUAAGGUUGAAACUGGAAAAAUAAGAGCAAAACCAAAAGAGCGGCAAAACAGAAGGGAAACGUGUUCGAUUCAUGGUCAUUGCCGGAUAAUUAGC
This is a messenger RNA of Amoebophrya sp. A120, 3252 nucleotides long. Lineage: Eukaryota; Dinophyceae; Syndiniales; Amoebophryaceae. The record is from the annotation of a GenBank genome assembly.